This is a messenger RNA of Prunus avium (sweet cherry), 1240 nucleotides long. Its product is annotated as WAT1-related protein At5g07050-like. Lineage: Eukaryota; Viridiplantae; Streptophyta; Magnoliopsida; Rosales; Rosaceae. Gene Ontology annotation, molecular function: transmembrane transporter activity. Gene Ontology annotation, cellular component: membrane. The record is from RefSeq and is a predicted model, not a curated record.
AUGGAGGGAUGCUCUUAUUACUUGGCAAUGGUACUGGUUCAGCUCAUAUAUGGUGGAUCAAACAUCCUCAUAAAAUUCUCCCUUGCAGAAGGACUCAAUCCGAUUGUCUUCGUCGUUUACCGGCAUGUUAUGGCCAUGGUUUUGGUAGGACCAUUUGCUUAUGUACUUGAAAGGAAGCAAAGGCCUGCACUUUCAUUUUCUGUAGCUGCAAAAAUUUUUGUGCUUGCAUUAUUUGGAACCACCAUCCAUCUGAAUGUGUACUAUGCUGGUUUAGCAUACACUUCUCCAACAGUUGCAUGUGCCUUGAGUAAUGUUAUUCCCAGCUUGACAUUUCUAAUGGCAGUUCUACUUGGGUUGGAGAAGUUGAAGAUUAGAACUGCUAGAGGUCAAGCUAAGGUGGCUGGCACACUUCUCUGCAUUGGUGGUUCUCUUGUUUUCACUUUCUGGAAAGGAGGAUACCUAUUUAAAGGUUUUGUAAAGAGGCCACUGAUAAAUAUAUCUGUUGGUGAGAUGAGGCAUGUUAAGGAAAACUGGAUCAAGGGGGCUCUUCUUAUUCUGAUGAGUCACAUUGCAUGGAGUGCAUGGCUAAUCCUCCAGGCUGUGGUCUCCAAAGUCUACACUGCUCGAUUAUCGCUGACCACAAUGAUAUGCUUUUUCGCGUCGUUGCAAUCUUCUUUUCUUGCCCUGUUUUUGGCAAGAAAUCCAAUUUCAUGGAGACUGGAGUGGAACCUGCAACUUUUAACCAUCGUCUACUGCGGAGUUGUAAUCUCAGCAUUAGCCUACUACCUGCAAACAUGGUGCAUCAGUUACAAGGGACCAGUUUUUGCAGCUAUGUUUAGUCCACUUCAAGUCAUUAUAGUGGCAUUGUUCUCGGCAAUUGCUUUUGCAGAGCGACUUCACUUUGGCAGCUUGAUCGGAGCGUUUCUCAUUAUCGCGGGCCUUUACUGUGUGCUGUGGGGAAAGAGGAAAGACAAUCUUGUUGCUGAACAGACAGAGAAUGGAAAAGGGGUACUUGAAGACAAUAAAGUGCUGGAGAAUGAUAUUUCAGUCAUAAAUCCAGUCACUAGAUAAAGGACAUGAUCAUAAGAGUUAAGUUUCUUUUUACACAUUAUACAGAAGAUCAAUCCCAGAUAAAAUUUCAGAGAGGUAAAUGCACACUACCUAACUACAAAUGAUUGCAAAAUUGAUAAUGGUUUGAGCCCUACAGUCCAAUCCAUAUGAACUUAUUAAUACAAAUCAA